Messenger RNA from Penicillium cinerascens, 1602 nucleotides. RefSeq names its product fungal specific transcription factor domain-containing protein. The record is from RefSeq and is a predicted model, not a curated record. Gene Ontology annotation, cellular component: nucleus. Gene Ontology annotation, molecular function: zinc ion binding; DNA binding. The transcript is spliced from 9 exons. Lineage: Eukaryota; Fungi; Ascomycota; Eurotiomycetes; Eurotiales; Aspergillaceae. Gene Ontology annotation, biological process: DNA-templated transcription. The coding region runs from base 1 to 1602 and encodes 533 amino acids.
AUGGAAGCAGGCACCGCGGAAGCGGCUGGCUGGUCCGGCGACGAAGACCCAUCAAAUCGGCCAAUCCGAGGUUUCAUUGCAAAGGCUCUAUUUCUGGAGAGGCUGUCCCAGCAGCCGAAGCAGUCAGAUCUGUUCCUCAUCUACAGCCUCUUGAGUGUUGCGGCUCAGUUCACCCCUUCGCUCAGGAGCAGGUAUGGAGGCGGCCGCAAGGCUACCGAGCUCUUCAUGGAGAGGGCCACGGCUUGGAGUCUCAAGGCUCUUCACCUGCCGACGACGGAGCAUACGCAAGCCUUCUUCCUUCUUGGACUGGCCGAAUGGGGUAGUGAUGACAGAAACCUCAGCUGUAUGCACAUGGGCAUUGCUGUUCGAAGUAAAUCUCCAAUAACUCGCCCCUAUCCGUAUGACAAGUCUAAUGGCAUUUUCGUGGUAGUGGCAAGCAUUCUGGGUCUUCAUAGAGAACAGACUUACGACCUUCCCCUAAACCCUACCGCCACUGAUAUCGUCGAAUCGGAAGUAGCUAGGCGGACGUUCUGGGUACUGCAAGGACAAGAAAGCCUGCACUGUGAUGCCACGGUACCCUCCGCCUUUCCGUUGCGCGACUUGUCCGUGCUACUUCCCUGCGAAGAGAACGACUUCGCGUUUGGUCGCCGCGCCACGACAAGAGCAGCAUUACCAGGAACUUUUCCUGCGCUGAGAAACCCUCAUCUGGUGUGCCUCCCGGAGAGGUCGCUCUUCGCGUCACUCAUACAGGUACAAAAUCUCUGGGGCCAUGUGGCUCGGCUGACACACCCGACGGUGGACAACUUUGACGAGGCAACAUGGAGUCCGGGAAGCCAUCACACCCUAUUGUCGCAUGUCUUGAAAGAGUGGGAGGAUGGCCUCGAUUCUCGUCAUCGUUGGUCCAUGUGGAAUCUCCGUGGGUUCAAGGUCGAGAACCUUCACUGGGGCUAUCUGUCUCUCGUCAUGAUCCUGCGACUGUGCAACAUAACUUUGAACCGCUACUAUCUUCGACAGAUCAUGACUGCGCUUCUCAAUCCCAGUGACCCAAGCGAAGACGGAGCGCCACCGGGUUAUUGGGCCAACAUGUCGCGGAAGCUGUUCCUACACUUGUUCGAGAUGGACAAGCAAAUCGAGGCCUUUACGCGUCUUCGGGCUGCCGACGAGGCUUUCCCAACGGAAUUGAAGGCGUUGGUAGAACGCAGUGUCGGUCAAAAACUGUAUCCUCCACUUCCCGCUGACGGUAUGCUCUCUGGGUCAGGGACAACCAUUGGCUUCACAAGCGACAGAUGCUCCUCGUCCAGGGUCUGCGUGGAGAAACUCGGCGGCAACCUGUCAACUAUCGCCGCCGGCGUCCUCGAGCGGUCAAAUGCAGAACCUCGUGUCCAAUCCGGGAUUGCCUGGGACACCACACAGCGGCGAGAACCAGGCCAACGAGUUGACUGGGCAGCCACCGGAGCAGCUGCCCCCCUGGCUACAGGCAACGGCAACGGCAUCGCUCCAAACUCGGGUUCUCGAACGCCGAUGGCAUUUGGACUUGAUCAUAUGUGGAGCUCAUUCUCCUACGGCGAUAUAGAGUUCCGUCUCCCAGAGGAAUGGGCGUGA